AUGAAAGGAGUAGUUCGCUUUGGUGCUCGUGGAAAGUUAAGCCCAUGUUUCAUAGGUCCUUAUGACAUUGUGGAGAAAGUAGGGAAGUUAGCCAAUCGAUUAGCAUUGCCUAAUGCUCUGGGUAAAGUGCACAACGUUUUUCACAUUUCUCAGUUGAAACGUUACGUCGCAGCCUUUUCUCAUCUUGUCCGGAUAUUGGAUAAGAAGGUCCAUAGUACUCGUCGGAAGGAUAUCACCAUGGUUAAAGUAUUAUGGUCCAAUCACCGCUCACAAGAGGCAACCUGGGAGACAGAACACUCCAUGCGAGAGCAGUAUCCUCACUUUUUCUCUCAAGUUAGUAAGUUACGGGGACGUAACUUCGUUAAAGGGGGUGGAAAGCGAUAG
This is a messenger RNA of Amaranthus tricolor (Joseph's coat), 384 nucleotides long. RefSeq lists its product as uncharacterized. Bases 1 to 384 code for a protein of 127 amino acids. NCBI's taxonomy places the organism in Eukaryota, Viridiplantae, Streptophyta, Magnoliopsida, Caryophyllales, Amaranthaceae. The record is from RefSeq and is a predicted model, not a curated record. The transcript is spliced from 2 exons.